UUGUAUGCUUUCCUGAUGGGUCCCAACAAGAAUAUUGUCACGGUGUUGGCGACGGCUGUGCAUAAGGGGGCACACCAUAGGGCUGAUCAUGGGUCGCACUUCCACGUGAUUGCAGCAAGUAGGCUUGCGGGUCUGCACAAACGGCGGUUGUUUGAACGGCGUAGGCGUGUACUGUGGCGAUGGCUCCGGCAGCGGAGGAGCGCGAAUCUCUUCAACAUAGCGACCGUGCAUUCGGAAUGACGGAUCACAGCAGGUUAGACGAUGCCUGGGCGGUGGUGAUAGUGGUGGUGCCGAAUAGGCGUUGUUAACUCCGGAAUUGAAGGUCGCAUAAGGUUGUUGUCUAUUCGCUACUCUUGACGCCUACAAUUUUGUCACACGUCGUUCGAUUUCUUCCCAACGCGAUUCCAACCUAGAGGUAGCAGCGUCCAAUUGAUCGAUUAGUUGUUCAUAACACCCCAUUCCGGUGUAGUAUGGUGGUUGCUUGUAGGUUUGCUCCUUUGGCAUCUCGAGUUGAGAAGGCAUCACUCGGAGAUGCGGUGAUUGUGGCGGAUCAUAAGGCCGGACUCCCGUUGAUCGUCUCUUUCCUGGCAGGUCGCAGGGUGACUGUCUCGGCUACACCAAUUGCUGGUGGUGGGACUGAUAUGGCGGGUCCCAGCAGGUCCGGAAAAUGGCCAUGAAAUGGUGUAUGAAAGAAGAUGAAGGGUAAAAAAAAUAGGUAAUUUGUUCUUUUGUUUGGUGAUUUUCUUGGUGAAGAAGGUCUUUCUUUUUUUUGAUUGGUGAGAUUUGGGUUAUGGAUGAAAGAAGAUGGAGAUUGGUGAGAUUUGGGGUGUCGGGCAGAGGAGGAUGAUGAGGGGGUGAGAGUGGUUCCCUUACCGGUGGUGGUGAUACUCGGCAGUGGGGCAGGUGUUGUGCGCAGAAUGAUUACGUCGGGCAGCGGUGCGGCUAGUUGUUGUGGACGGGUGGGUUCCCGUCGGGCAACAACGUAGCUGUGGUUUGAAUGGUGUGGCUAGUUGCUGUGCGCGGUGGAUUCUUGUCGGGCAGCGACGUAGUUGUGGUUUGAUCGGUGUUUUGGAUGGUGAGAGCACGAUGAAAACACCAGUUGUUAAGAGGGGUUUUUCUCUUAAGCAAUCGGUUCUCUGGGUAAUUAAUCCGGCGGCUAAGUGCUUGGGUCGGCGGUGAUCUCCGGAAUAAGAGCUGAAUCUCGUCGGCUACGAAGAAUAAUAGAGUUCCUUGAUACGCAACAAGAAGAUAAUAAUUCAUUCAUUCAUUCAUUCAUUGAUUAAAAUGAUAACAAUCUAUCCUAUUUAUAAAACUCUAAGGGUUGGUUUGAUAGCCUAUAAUAGAAAUGCUAAAGUCAGAAUAUAAAUUUGAAAAAAAUCCAUAUUUUGGGGAAAAUAAGUGCAUAUCAAGACGUUUGAUACUAUUUGAAUAUAUUUCAGAAUUGCUACAAAUGUGUUUGAUACAAUUGGAGUAUUAUUUCAUGGUAGUAUAUUCCCAAAUUUACACUUACUUUUUUUGUUGUGUGGCCAAUUCACCCUUCACAACCCUAGCAGCAAUAAGGGUUUACAUCACGCUUCAGACAAAUUAAGCACAGCUCAUACUCCUCUUCUCUUCACUGAAGCGGCGGAGACACGUCUGAGGAAUCAAGAGGUCGAACAACAGAUCUAAACAAGGGGAGGGUGACACUCUAAAUGAAGAUUGAUCAUGAAGAGGAAGUGAUUCCAUGAAGAGCCUCGAUGUCACUGGAUGGAAAGCGGAUAACGGUUUCCGUGACGGCUCCCUGUCUCGUAUUUUGGAGGCGUUGAAGCGUGAAUUCCCUCGUACUGACUUGAAGAUAAGCCCCAAUAUCACAUCCAAGAUUUCCCAAUGGAAAAAAAAGCUACAACUCUCUUUGUGGAAUCCUCGGACGAAGCGGUGUAGGCUUCAACCUGACUACAAGAUUGACUGUGACAACGACAAAUGGGAACAAAUCAUUAGGGCGGAUAAGGAUGCCCGUAACAUGCGUUUCAAGUCAUGGCCUAUGUGGGAUGCAUGGAAUGAGAUAUUUGGAAAAGAUCGUGCUGUAGACACACCUGCUGCGGACCUGAAAGAGAUGUCUAAAGAAGUUUACUCAAAUGGUGACCCAAUCCUUGAAAGUGGAGACAGUGAGUAUGUUGAAGUACUGGUGGGGCACCUUCUGGUGCCAAUCCCCACAUAAUACUAAGAGUUCUCUUCAGGGCUUGGAUCAAAGUGCAAGUGACAAUGAUCAUGAAACACAGUCAGCUAAGAAAAAGAACAAGAAACGUAAGGUCAUUGAUAGGUCUGAUAUCCUUCUGGAGAUGCUUGCUAAAAGUAACGAAGACAUUAACUCAAGGCUUGAUAAGUUGACCAAUAGGAUUGGCUAUGAGUUUGAUGUUAGCAAAUCAAGGAAGGAAGUUUUUGCAACUCUCAGAGAUAUUCAAGGUCUCACUCUUGGGUAGCAGCUCGAUGCCGCUGGGAUAAUUCUUGAGAAGGUAUAGCGCUUGGACUUGUUCAUGUCUCUUCCUGAAGCUUUUCGUCAUACGUACGUGGUGUGUAUGUUUGAGAAGCACACUUGAUCAAGGAUGUAGGUGAUGAUCUACUGUGUUAUUUUGUCUCUUGUUGGUAAUUAUCUUUUGGUGUGCAAGCCUAAAACUAUUUGGAUGUGUUGGAAUUUCUAAUCCCCCAACUCCAUUGUCUCCGUAGACGUAUGUUUUGCUUUUGGUGUGUAAA
Messenger RNA from Salvia splendens (bonfire salvia), 2730 nucleotides. RefSeq lists its product as uncharacterized. The transcript is spliced from 3 exons. Lineage: Eukaryota; Viridiplantae; Streptophyta; Magnoliopsida; Lamiales; Lamiaceae. Bases 1724 to 2197 code for a protein of 157 amino acids. The record is from RefSeq and is a predicted model, not a curated record.